AUGAGAAUAACAAUCGACUCCCCCACCUUCCCAAUCCCAACUCCACAGCAUCGUCAUCGUCAUCGUCGUCACUCGCAACACACACUCCGCAGCAUCAAAAACACCACCACCACCACCACCACCACCACCGUCACAUCACCAGCCCAGCAAACUUUUCUCCUCAGCCCUAGCCCCAGUCCCAGUCCCAGCCCUACAUCCCCAAUCUUCCAAACCGACUCACCCAUCCUACCCUCACGCACCUCCACCCCCAGCCCCAGUCUAGCCUCACAGCCCUCCUCCUACUACCGCACUUUGAGUUAUUCAAACUGGUCAACUGACCCAACAGUCAUCGAUGGCAUGGCUACACCACAACGCUUUUCUACUCGUCUGAGCGAUAUCCUGCCCGAGGAUUUGGACUUUUAUGCUGAUGAGCGGAGUGAGCGGAGCGAGCAGAUGAGUAUUGGUGUGGGUGAAGUGCAUGCUGGUGCAGAAGAAGAGGAAGAAGAAGAAAAGGGGGAGGAGGGGGAGUGGGAGUGGGAUUUGGAGUUGGGGCCCGAGGUAAAAGGGAUGUUGGCGGUUAUUGGGGAGGGGGAUUUUGGGUGUUAUCCUACGUCGGCUGGGAAGACGGAGGAGGAGAUAGUGAUGGUGGUGGAAGGGGAAAGGGAAAGGAAAGGUGUGAGGGAGAGGUCUGGGUUUCGCACAUCUUUGAAAAAGGUGUUUGGGAUGGGAGGUAAGAAACACUAA
Pyrenophora tritici-repentis Pt-1C-BFP is the source of this 723-nucleotide messenger RNA. NCBI's taxonomy places the organism in Eukaryota, Fungi, Ascomycota, Dothideomycetes, Pleosporales, Pleosporaceae. The record is from RefSeq and is a predicted model, not a curated record.